AUGUUACAUUGUUUUCUUCUCCGUCAUCUUCGAUAUUCAACACCGAAACCUCUUUCUUCGUUUCGACGAUCUCAUUCAUUAUACCCGCUAACCAUCCGUGAGAUCUUCGAACAAAAACCACUCAACCAAUCGGUAAAUCUCACCGGUUAUCUGCUCAAUAUUCGAAAGCAGAAAACUCAUUAUUUCCUCGAUCUAUUCGAUGGCUCGUUAACGAACAAUCAAAAACACUUACAAGUCGUUGCACCAUUAAAUGCUCACCCAAGCUUACCUCAUCUCACCUACGGCUGUUCUGUAAACAUUCAAGGAAAGCUUAUUCCAAGUGAUCAUCCGAAACAAGAGUAUGAAUUCAUCGCUGAGCAAAUCAAGUUAAUUAACUCGUGCGAUGCAUCGAACUAUCCAUUCAAACCAAAAUCUAACGAAACACUCGUCACAUUACGUCAAGAUGAACAUCUCCGUUUGCGUUCAAAACUUAGCCAAGCUAUUUUUCGUUUACGAAGUCAAUUGAUGUACAGUAUACAUGAGUAUUUUCAAGAACAGAGAUUUAUACAGAUUCAAACACCGUGUUUAACUCGAAAUGACUGUGAGGGUGGCGGAGAAACCUUUCGUAUUCAACCGUACAAAUCAAGAACAACGGGAAAAGACAAGGAAUAUUUCGAUACGCAAGUUUAUUUAACUGUUUCAGGACAAUUACAUCUUGAAACAGCAGCUAAUGGCUUUGGUCGUGUUUACACAUUGAAUCCAACAUUUCGUGCAGAUAAGAACUUCAGUCGAUUUCAUCUCGCCGAAUUUUGGAUGUUAGAAGUCGAAGUUGCAGGUCUAACCCAACUCGAUAAACUUCUUGAUAUAUAUGUUCAUCUUUUACGUACUGUUGCUGGUCAAGUUCAUAAGAAAUGUUCGGAAGAAUACAAACAUCUAUUGACACACAACAUUCAACCGAAAUAUCUCGAACAACUCCUCAAUCAGACCGAAUUUCCGCGAAUAACCUACCAACAAGCUGUAGAAUAUCUACGAAAAAGUGCUGAUUUCCAUCAAUUUUCCGACAAUGAUGAUUUCACUCGUGCACAUGAACAUUAUCUAUGUGAAACAGUGAUGAAUAACCAAGCGUUUUUCAUCAUUAACUAUCCGAAAAAGCUGAAACCAUUCUAUAUGUUAGUGAACGAAGACGAAUCGACCGUUGCCAACUUUGACUUCAUUUUUCCAUCCAUUGGUGAACUAUCCGGUGGAAGUCUUCGAGAGCAUCGUUACGAACAGUUUAAACUAUGUUUAGAUGAACUAGAUAUCACACGUGAUCUACAAUGGUAUCUGGAUUUGAGACGAUUCGGAGGUUUACCAACCGGUGGUUUUGGUUUAGGUAUCGAAAGAUUUCUAAUGGCUCUUACUGGUAUUGAUAAUGUUCGAGAUGUGAUUUUGUUUCCUCGUUAUUAUCGACAUUGUGAUGCAUAA
This is a messenger RNA of Adineta ricciae, 1443 nucleotides long. The record is from the annotation of a GenBank genome assembly. Lineage: Eukaryota; Metazoa; Rotifera; Eurotatoria; Adinetida; Adinetidae.